AUGAGCGAAAAGAGCUGUCCACAAUGCGGUGAAGAACUCAAGAAAUGCCUUAUCCAGCAAAACUACAGCUUGAUAAUAUGCCCAAACGAGGGAUGUUGCUACCCCUUCAAUGAACGGGAAGCGAUUGACAACAUAGUGUACACCAAAGACGCGGAAAUAUUGAAUGCGGCCAAACGGCGACUAGAGGAGGAAGAGCAGCAAAAACGGUAA
Messenger RNA from Lachancea thermotolerans CBS 6340, 210 nucleotides. RefSeq lists its product as uncharacterized. The record is from RefSeq and is a predicted model, not a curated record. The coding region runs from base 1 to 210 and encodes 69 amino acids. NCBI's taxonomy places the organism in Eukaryota, Fungi, Ascomycota, Saccharomycetes, Saccharomycetales, Saccharomycetaceae. The transcript has a single exon.